This is a messenger RNA of Rubroshorea leprosula, 570 nucleotides long. The record is from the annotation of a GenBank genome assembly. NCBI's taxonomy places the organism in Eukaryota, Viridiplantae, Streptophyta, Magnoliopsida, Malvales, Dipterocarpaceae.
AUCUUCCUUAUUCAUGACAAAGCCACAGUUGGAUCAUUUCCAAAGUCCUUUUAUAAGGACUAUGUCAACAGCUCAAAGUACUACUGUUGAGCAAAAUGGAUAGGUACCAUACAAGAGCAAUGCUUUUAGUCUUGGCAUUUGCACUUCUAAGCAAAGGGCAUUCACAAGACUCAGAUGCUCUUGUUCCGGCCAUCAAAACCUUCAGUGAUUCUGCAGUAGAUGUUGCUAACAAUGACCAUCUCCUCAACCUUUUCAAGGCUAAUUACCCUCCUUAUGGAAAGGACUUCAUCAAUCAUAAACCUGCUGGGAGGUUUUGCAAUGGGAAGUUAGCUACUGAUAUUACUAGUAGUAAUAAUAAGUAGUACUGCUAAUUUGUCUAGUGAUUAUUUCUUUAGGUUAAUAAACUAGAUAGAUUUCCCUUUACAGCUGAAAAUCUGGGAUUCAAGACUUGUGCCCCAGCAUAUCCAAGCCUGGAAGCAUCAAGGAGGAAUCUUCUAAUUGGGGCCAAUUUUGCUUCAGCUGCAUGUGGUUAUGAUGACAAAGUUGCCAUCAUAAAUGAGAGAAAUUGAA